Lathyrus oleraceus (garden pea) is the source of this 667-nucleotide messenger RNA. RefSeq lists its product as uncharacterized. The coding region runs from base 65 to 598 and encodes 177 amino acids. Lineage: Eukaryota; Viridiplantae; Streptophyta; Magnoliopsida; Fabales; Fabaceae. The record is from RefSeq and is a predicted model, not a curated record. The transcript has 3 exons.
UAAUGCAACAAAAUCAUACACAAUUCCUCAACACAAAAUAAAAAGAAACUAAACAAAAAACACAAUGGCAUCAUUCACCCUUUUCACCUCCCUCCCAAAAUUUCUCCCUGCUGGUGCUUCAUUUGCAAGGGCUCAUCCUUGGAAUUCUAGAGUCUUUGCAGCAGCUACCCCAAGAUCAAUCCAAGUUCCAAAGUCACAUAACGAUGAUGGUUCAAUCACUACCGAUGGAAUCAAACAAGGAGGAGGAGUCAGUGAAACCAUUAACAACAGUUUGAACGAAACACAACAUGAAAAGGCUUAUUCCACUUCGGAACAUGCUGUUGAAAAAACAAAAGACGCUGCUAAUAAGGCUUCAGCAUCAGCACAAAACAUAGCUGAGAAAGCAAAGCAGACAAUGCAAGAUGCAUGGGAUUCAACUAAGAACACAGCCAAUAAAGCUGCAGAUACUGUUUUGGGAAAGACUCAACAAUCUUGUGAAUCAACUAAGAACAAUGCCAAUAGGGCUGCUGACACUGUCGUUGAAAAAACUAAGGAAUCUGCUGAAUAUGUCAAAGAUAAUGCAGAGGCAGUGAAGAGGAACAUGAACAAAAAGAAUUGAUUCCAUUCAACAACAUCUUAUUGUAUAUGCUAAUUUCGUAUUUACCAUUUUUUUGUUUUUUUUAUUAAU